UCUCCAACAAUAUGGUUCGCCGUCACAAGACCUCACCAACCAAAAAGUGCAGGCCUAUAAAAUAGCACAGCGCCAUCAGUUUCUGAGCCUCAUGGGUGCGUAGGAUAAGCCUGCCAGCGCAUGUUAGCAUCCACGACUUCUCUCAUGCUUGGAGUCCUCUGUAGUACCCGCCCGAAGCCUUGGAUCCUCAACUCUCUCUCUUCAUUCCUUCACGGCUCCGCCGCUCACCACCAUCAUAACCACCACGCUCGACUACCUCCCACCUCCUUUCAUUUCGGCGCCGACGCCGAUGCCUCUCGUCGGCGCCAUCACUCCAGCGCCUGUAAGCUCGAUGGCGGCGGCGCCGCUUCCGUAUGGCACGUCAUAUUGCCGUCUGGCGGCACUGCGGGGUUUCGGAGCGAUCCUCGUCGCGCACUGAUGCUUCACCAGGAGUUGAAAGGGGAGGGGUCUUGGAAUGCAGCCUGGGACGCACGCCCUGCCAGGUGGCUUCACCGUCCAGACUCGGCCUGGCUUCUCUUCGGCGUUUGCGCCUGUCUCGCGCCGCCUCUUUGGCUUGAAACCAAUCCGGAAGCUCCUUCCUCGGACGAGAAAAUCGAAGAUGGUGAAUUGAAGGACGCCGGCAGCGACAAAGUAGAUGAAGUCUCUUCCGAUUACAGAGUCACAGGGGUGCUUGCCGAUGGUCGAUGCCUAUUCAGAGCGAUAGUUCAUGGAGCUUGCUUAAGAAAUGGGGAAGAAGCGCCUGAUGAGAAUCGCCAGAGAGAACUUGCUGAUGAACUAAGAGCUCAGGUGGUGGAUGAACUUCUUAAAAGACGCGAGGAAACAGAAUGGUUUAUUGAGGGGGAUUUUGAUGCGUAUGUGAAGAGAAUUCAGCAGCCAUACGUAUGGGGUGGGGAACCGGAACUGCUGAUGGCUUCUCACGUUUUGAAGACACCGAUCUCGGUCUUCAUGAGGGACAGAAACUCUGGUGAUUUGUCAAAUAUAGCAAAUUAUGGUGAAGAGUAUAGGAAGGAGAAGGAGAGUCCCAUCAAUGUGCUAUUUCAUGGGUAUGGUCACUACGACAUACUCGAGACCUUAUCAAACCAAAAUUGCCUGAACAUAAACGCGUAGGAGUUGGGUACAUUAGGAUCUCAUUUACCUUAAUCAUACUGUUAAGAAUUGUCUGGGGAAGAGCUUGUUUCUGCCUAGAAGUGGCUCGGUAAAUCUUGAAGCCUUUUAAACUUCAGUUUCUGCUGCAGGAACUUCAAUUUUAUUCAAGCAAUAGGCUUGUGCAAAUUUUGAAGUUGCUUAGUUUUUUUCUUUUUUCCCUUAGAAGUUCAGUAUAGACACAACAAUGAGAAUAAUCAUAAUAAUAAGUUUUGUGGUAAUAAUGGUGAUCCAGGAUUUGUGUUUGGUAUUUUCGGGGCAUCACUGAUUCUCUGACCCGGCUUUUCUCUCUUACAUGGGCACCACGUCCAUGUUAUUCUCAAAAAUUCGGUUAUUAUGCUUUUGGUCAGUGAGGAAUUGGAUUAUUCAUUCUUUUUGUUGCUUCACUUUCUCCUCUUGGGUAGUGAAGAACAGAGGGCAUGUUACGCAAUUUGCUUGGCGCUAGGCUGUGUAGCGUGGGUCCACAUUCUCAGCAGGAGUUGGAAUAUUGUACAAAUGUAUAUUUGGUGAUUUUUCCUUCCUAUGGAUGGAUCAUAUUCUUUUAAUGAUUAAUAGAUUUGGGGAAUGACACAAGUUACCCUUACCAGGGCUUCAUUCUCUCCUAUACUAAA
Molecule: messenger RNA, 1754 nt
Organism: Neltuma alba
Lineage: Eukaryota; Viridiplantae; Streptophyta; Magnoliopsida; Fabales; Fabaceae
Exons: 5
Coding region: 121-1107 (328 amino acids)
Biological process (GO): endoplasmic reticulum unfolded protein response; protein deubiquitination; ERAD pathway
Cellular component (GO): cytosol; nucleus
Molecular function (GO): cysteine-type deubiquitinase activity
Source: RefSeq, a predicted model, not a curated record